Lactuca saligna is the source of this 1155-nucleotide messenger RNA. Lineage: Eukaryota; Viridiplantae; Streptophyta; Magnoliopsida; Asterales; Asteraceae. The record is from the annotation of a GenBank genome assembly.
AUGGAUUUUUCAUACUUCAACGAGUUUGAGGAUAUAAACGCGAUCAAUGAACAGGAUGAAAUCAAUUACCAUCAAACUGCAUAUGUCGACCACGAUUUUAUGUCUAGUGAUGAUGAUAUUUGUUCGACUGAUGAUGAUAAUACCGCAAUUGGUAAAGUCGACAUCAUUGCUGAACAUAAUCCACGGGAUUUCCCACAAGUUGAAAAUAUUGAUCAAUCCAUUCAAGUUCCUGACAUUGAUCAACACUUGGUAAUAGCUGGUAAAUCGUAUUGGAUUCCAUAUGUCCCUAAUGAUAUCAAGCCAAUAAUAAACCAUAAAUACCCAUAUGAUGAUGCAAUUGAAGACAUGUACAGAAGAUAUGCAUGUGCAGCAGGCGGUCUAAUUGACGACUUCAAAAAUUACAUGAGGGAUCUCAAUUGCUUCAUAGGUGGUAGUGAUGCUCAGAUGCUAGUGGACAAGCUGAAUAACAGAAAAGAAAAUGUUAAUAAUUUUUCUUUUGAUUAUCGAGUUGAGAAUAAACAGUUGAAUGCUCUUUUUUGGGCAGAUGAAACAUCUAAGAUAAAUUAUAAAGAGUUUGGUGAUGUAGUUUCUUUCGAUGCUACUUUCCGAACUAAUAGGUACCAUAUGGUUUUUGUCCCAUUUACUGGAAUUGAUAAUCACAAGAGGUGUGUCACUUUUGGUGCUGGCUUGUUGAGCAGAGAAGACACUGAUUCCUAUAUAUGGUUGUUGAAAUCUUUUCUUAAAGCUUUUGGCAAACAACCUUUGUUGGUUUUAUCCGACCAAGACCCUCCAAUGAAGAAAGCCAUCGAAACUGUUUUCCCACAAUCGAUUCAUAGGCUUUGCAUGUGGCAUAUCACAUCUAAAUUGCCAUUGAAGGUUUCUUUGAACAUUGUCAACAAUCCUGAGUUUCGUAAAAAGUUCAACUUCUUGAUAUGGAAUUCUAGGCUUGAAGUUGAUGACUUUGAGAUACCUGCAUUUUUCAAGCAUAUACCUUUAUCAGGAUUAAUGCGAACCACAUCUCGUUCUGAAAAUGAGAAUUCAGCAUUUCACCAGAACACGCAUUAUGGUUCUACGCUUGUCCAUUUCAUGAUGUCAUUUAAAGCUGCUAUGGAGAAGCAAAGAUUCACUCAGUCAUCUUUUGACUUCAAAAAAUAA